UCCGGUUCCGCGGGGCUGGCUGGCGGGCGGGCGGCCGGGAUCGGCGGCGGCGGUGCCUGACAGACAAUGAGGGCGGCGGGGCGGCGCUGAGCGGCGGCGGCGGCGGCGAGCGACGUGGGGCCCGGGGGCGGGGCGGGGCGCCAGCCAUGGACAAUCAGUGCACUGUCCAGGUCAAGUUAGAGCUGGGACACCGCGCCCAACUGCGCAAGAAGCCCACCACGGAGGGGUUCACCCACGACUGGAUGGUGUUUGUUCGCGGCCCCGAGCAGUGUGACAUCCAGCACUUCGUGGAGAAGGUGGUCUUCCGGCUGCACGACAGCUUCCCCAAGCCCAAGCGCGUGUGCAAGGAGCCCCCCUACAAGGUGGAGGAGUCGGGGUAUGCUGGCUUCAUCAUGCCCAUCGAGGUGUACUUCAAAAACAAGGAGGAGCCCAGGAAGGUGUGCUUCACCUAUGACCUGUUCUUGAACUUGGAGGGCAACCCGCCCGUAAACCACCUGCGCUGUGAGAAGCUCACCUUCAACAACCCCACCAUCGAGUUUCGGUACAAGCUCCUGAUGGCCGGCGGGGUGAUGGUAAUGCCCGAAGGAGCAGAAACGGUGUCCAGGCCCAGCCCUGACUACCCCAUGUUACCCACAAUUCCACUCUCUGCCUUCUCUGACCCCAAGAAGACCAAACCGUCCCACGGCUCCAAGGAUGCCAGCCGGGAGAGCAGCAAGGCCUGCAAGACCCACAAGGCGACCAAGGAGCACCGGGAGCGGCCGCGCAAGGACUCGGAGAGCAAGGGCACUCCCAAGGAGCCAGAGCGGGAGCAGGCCCGGAGCGCCAAGGACGCCUCGCGGAAGCUGGGUGAGGGCCGGCCGCCCAAGGAGGAGAAGGCCCCAGCCGCCAAGGCCGCGUUCAAGGAGCCCAAGAUGGCCCUGAAGGAGACCAAGCUGGAGAGCAUGUCCCCCAAGGGCGGGCCCCCCGCACCCCAACCCAAGUCUUCCGGCAAGCGGCCGGCCGCCACCGACUCGCCCAAGCCCAGCGCCAAAAAGCAGAAGAAGAGCAGCUCCAAGGGGCCCCGGAGCGGCCCCGGCACCUCGCCCCGCACCUCGUCCUCCUCCUUCUCGGACAAAAAGCCGGCCAAGGAUAAGGGCAGCGCCAGAGGGGAGAAGGUCAAGGCCGAGAGCGAGCCCAGGGAGGCCAGGAAGCCCCCAGAGGUGGACGAGUCCAACUCGGAGGACGAGGCCUCCUUCAAGACAGAGUCCGCCCAGUCGAGCCCAUCUAACUCCAGCUCCAGCUCCGACUCCAGCUCGGAUUCUGACUUUGAGCCAUCUCAAAACCACAGCCAAGGACCCCUGCGUUCCAUGGUGGAGGACUUGCAGUCCGAGGAAUCCGACGAGGAUGACUCUUCAUCAGGCGAGGAGGCUGCUGGCAAGACCAACGCAGGGAGGGAUUCCAGGCUGAGCUUCAGUGACAGUGAGAGUGACAACAGCGCGGACUCCUGCCUGCCCAGCCGCGAGCCCCCUCCCCCCAAGAAGCCACCCCCGCCCAACAGCAAGGCGUCCGGCCGGAGAAGCCCGGAGUCAUGCAGCAAGCCCGAGAAGAUCCUCAAGAGGGGCACCUAUGACAAGGCCUACACAGACGAGCUGGUGGAGCUGCACCGAAGGCUGAUGGCGCUGCGCGAGCGCAACGUACUGCAGCAGAUUGUGAACCUGAUUGAAGAGACCGGCCACUUCAAUGUCACCAACACCACCUUCGACUUCGAUCUCUUCUCCCUGGAUGAGACCACGGUUCGCAAGCUGCAGAGCUACCUGGAGGCGGUGGCCACAUGACCCUGGGCGGGUGCCGGGCCCCCGUCACCGGGGUCCCGGGAGGCCAUGCCCGGGCCCCGCCUUCCUUCCUCUCGCCACCCGCCCGCCCGCAGCACUGCCUUAGUGACCGCCCUGUCCUCGGCCCGCACGGCCAGCUGCACUUUCCUCGCCGGCUGCUGGCCGACGCGUUCCACCACGUCGUCGGGAGCCCCGGGGCCGAGGGGCGCCGGGCCAGCACUGCUGCUCCCCCACACUCAGGGGCUGCCACCUGGGCUCCCCCUGGAAAGCGGCUUGUGUUGAAGGCAGCCCGGGCCCCGCUCCUGACGGGGAAGAGGCGAACCUGGCAGCGGGGGCCUGGCUCCCGGUGAGUGGCGCGGCUCGCUGCCGGCCUCUGAGCAGCCUCCCCAGCGGUUCAGAACGUACCCACCGUGCCCAGGACCUCGAGGGCUCCGGCUGCACUGGGCUGGGCCUAAGCCGGACAGGAUCCCUCCGUCCGGUCCUCACUGUGCUGGGACUCGUGCUGUAUAGUUCUCUCUGUUGUGUGUGUACGUGUGCACUGUCGGUACAGAACGGUCUCUGGGUGUGUUUCCGUGGAGCAGUGCACGUGGGGGGGUGGGGGGUGCGUCACGAGGGACUUUAGAUUAAGACGUCUCCUUCCUUACCGUCUUCGGGUGGGAGGCUGAGCUGAGCGCCACCUGGCCCUCUCCCGGCGCAGCCCUCCCUGGCGGUUCCGAGCAGGCCCCGUCUUCCUGCGGCACAGAAGGCACAGCCCAGCGCCAGUGAACACUACCCGUGCGUGGGUCCUCUGCGCGCUCUGGCGCCUGGUCAGAUUGGCUGCGGUCUCCAGGAGCAGACAGCGGCGCAUCCUCUUCCUCCUUCCUAGGAUCCUCUUCCUCCCUUCUGUUGGUCGAGUCCUCGAACUUUGAAAAAAAAUGAGCUUUUGCCAAAUAAGAUGGGCUAGUUUGUGGAGCGUUUCUAGGUGCGUCAGGACUCAGCCAGCCCCUCACGCUGGGCCCUGGCUGGCGGCAGGCCCGCCUGGCACUCCUGCCUCCCUGGCUUGGGCCUGGCCCUCCAUCCCUGCAGUUGCAAAGACCCAGAGACUCGCCUCCUCGCACGCCUGAGAUUCUCCAAGGCCCAGGAGGGUUCCUUUUCCCUCCCAGCUGGGGCUUCUGGCAGCUGGGGGCUGUUUGCUCAGCCUCUGAUCCCUAGACCUCAACUCCAGGCUCCUCCAGGCUCCCCAGCUGCUGCCCAGAAUGGGGUGCAGGAGAAGGGACUGGGCUCUGCCGCAGGCUCCUCUUCUCCCCAGCCCAGUCAGAUGGCCCUUGCUCCCCCAGUUGCUGAGUUCUGACAUGGGGGCGCCAAGCUCCCCUUCCCCAUGGGGCACCAGCCAUCAAUGCUGCUGGCAGACCCUGAACACUCCCUGGAGAGCCCCUGCUUCCAGGACGUCCCUGAGCUGCAGCCAUUCUCGUGAGAUUCCCCAGAGCUCGUGGAAGGCCCAAGACCCUUCAGAGGACACUGCCAUGGGUCUGCCAUCUACCCGGAUUCUCUCCCAGCCCCACUGCCUUGAGGUAUUAGGAGGAGGGCAGCCUUUGGCAGGCUCUGUGCUGUCACUGUCCCCUUCCCCAGGCAGGCCAACAAUACUCCGAAGUGGGGCACCUUUCUUUGGAAACUCCCCAAGACAUUGGACAAAAGGAACCGUUCUGAUGUGGCUGCUCAGAAGGCAGCAGCUGCUUAGCCCUCUAUGCACAGACGCUGCUGGGGACUGUGGGCUCUGGCCUUUCUCCAAAUUGAGGAUCUCCUGGGAAGGGCCCUAGGCCCUCGUGAGACUCACACAGCGACAGGGCAGCUCUGCUCUGGAGCCGGGCUCUCCCAGAGGCAGCUGGAGGCAGGCAGGGUUCUCAGCCCACCCUCAGGAGCGGCAGCGUCUGGCCUUCCCUGCUGUUUCUGAGGCUCCUGGAAGCACUAACCUGUUUCUCAGUUACCUCCUCUGGCCAGAAGGCCUGUGCUGUCCUCCGGAGCUGUUCUGGGCCUAGGGCUGGUCCCGUAACCACCUGACGGAUGUGCCAGGCAGCCGGGGCCCCGACUGCAGCCUUCCCAGCUGCUCCCCACGCCGCCCCCAGCUGCCUGGCAGCUGGGCCUAUGAGGGCUCUGGGGACACUUCCAUAGGAAGGGGCUGGCACUUUGUGAUUGCCACGUGUUUAGUGUUAAGCCCUCUGCCCCUAGUGCAAAUCCCUGUGUUUUGCUAUCUCCUGAACAAAAUGUAAACCGACGCCUAAAAGCAAAAGGUAUUGAAUACCUCCCUUACCCAUAAGGGUUUUUACAAAGAAUGUGUCUCACUAGGAACUAGGACACUCAUCAGCCCAAGACCAACUCCUGGAUACAAGGAAUAAAGGAAAUCGUGUUUGUAAUAAGUCACAGGAUCGUUUCUGUCCUGGAUUUUAAACUUUUUGUUAAAUUGUGAAAUUAUGGAGGAGUUUUAUAGAAAAAAAAGUGAAAUAAAGUCAGAUGGGAAAGCAGA
Manis pentadactyla (Chinese pangolin) is the source of this 4311-nucleotide messenger RNA. It is a transcript of the gene MLLT1, whose product is annotated as MLLT1 super elongation complex subunit. The record is from RefSeq and is a predicted model, not a curated record. Lineage: Eukaryota; Metazoa; Chordata; Mammalia; Pholidota; Manidae. The transcript has 12 exons. Gene Ontology annotation, cellular component: super elongation complex. Bases 147 to 1814 code for a protein of 555 amino acids. Gene Ontology annotation, biological process: regulation of DNA-templated transcription.